Rubroshorea leprosula is the source of this 1166-nucleotide messenger RNA. Lineage: Eukaryota; Viridiplantae; Streptophyta; Magnoliopsida; Malvales; Dipterocarpaceae. The record is from the annotation of a GenBank genome assembly.
AAUCCGGGAAGCAGAAUCCAGCCAUAUCUCUCCAACCCAAAAGGAAAGUUCAGGAUUGUUCCAUGGUAUUAACUGGCGGUCCGUACAAGAUGUUUGAUCAUUAUCUUGCUGUGCAGCCAUGGGAGCCUAGGUUUCAUCUAGCGCGUGCUAAAGCGCCCAAAACUGCCGUAUGGGUCAAAUUGUUUGGCGUUCCCAUUCUUUGCUUUUAUGAAGCCAUCUGUAUGUAUCUUGGCAGCAAGAUCGGGAAGCCGAUCAAGGUUGAUCCCACUACUCUUCUCGCCACGAGAGGUCAGUAUGCUCGUGUUUGUGUCGAAGUUGAUUUGAGCCAACCUUUGCCUUCCUCUAUGGAUCUUGAUCUUGAGAAUCUGCCUCAAUCCUUGAUAUUAGUUGAGUAUGAAGGUUUGCAUAAAAUAUGUUUUCAUUGUGGCGAAUUUGGUCAUAAAAUGGAAUUUUGUCACUUCAAGAAUCCGGGGAAGCCUUCACCAGUUAGUAACCCAAAUGCCAAAACCAUGGUUGAGUUGACUCAAUCUCUCAAACCUGACCCUGUGGAUAACAACACGGUUUUCGGUCCUUGGAUGGUGCAACAAAAAAAACAACGUCGUCGCUCUCAACCUCACCGUUCGGCCGAGCAGUUGACUGGAGGUGACGGUUCUUCUCAACCGUUAAACACAGGAAAUUCGAAUUCAGUGCCUUCAACCUCGGCUAAAGUUGUGGGCUUGGAUAGACGUGCAAAAUCAAGUGCACCCACUAAAUCACGCACUAACAGAUUUGAGGUUAUUGCGGAGAUUAUGGAGGAGGAUUCAAAUUUGCAUAUUUCUAAUAAAGGAAAGGAUACUAGCAUGGAGGGAUCUGCUCCGCAGGAUAUGACUCAACCAUUGAUUACCUCCCCUAUGGAUAUUACUUUAUUGCCAGAUCACACAGCUCCACAGGAUGUGGACGCCAAAGCCCGAGUAGGCCAGCCUGCACCUACUACCAUCAACUCUCCUGAGCUUGCCUUAGCUGUUGCUAAGCCUCCGCCGGCACCUUCGACUUCAUUUAUAAAGCCCAAGCUCAAGAACAACAAAAAAAAAGAAUAAACCUUUGGGCCCAAUUUCCAAAGUAGCUAAACCCCUUCACCCGAAGCCUUACAUUACAUCCUCAUUGCCAAAGAAACCCUCUGAUGCAAA